AUGCCGAGGGGUGGUCAGAAGCACAAACGCCCUAGCAAAGGGGCCCGCGAUCGUCAACGCCGCCGGGUGAAAGAGGCCGCGAACGAGGCCGUUCCGGAACUUCAGGCCGCUCCUGCGGUGCUAGACGAAUCCGUACCACCGACGGUACCCUUGCCGGCGGUCAAAUUACCAUCACCACUGACCGCCGUACCCGAACCUCCGUCACCGACACGCCCGCUUCCAUGGGUGCUGAAGGAAGCUUUACCGGGACUGCCGGGUACCGUCGAUCCGCGUAAACACAAUUAUCUCGCCAAUUGUACCUACAGUGCCACUCGACACCCGGGUUAUUUUUCAAACUCCGGGCCAACCCGCGCUUCCGGCUAUUCACCAAACAGUUUGAUUCAACCGCCUGUUCAAGAACUGCCUCCUCCGGCAACCGGGUUCGUUUGCGCACCUCUUCCUCCGUUGAAACUCGCGUCGGGUUCCAUAGAUCCGUGUCCGACAUCCACCCGACGAUCGAACUCCGUCUUCCAAGGUCCGGUCGUUACCACCACCUCUCCAAUCGCCGGCCCUUCCGGCCUUUACAAUUGUCUAGUACCACACACUCCGGAGGGACCUCUUCCUCCCACCCCGGGUAAAUGGUACCAACACACUGCGCCUCCCACUACCUCGGAAGGUUUCGCAGUCUCAGCCGCCGCUAGUAGUUCCGGCGACACUCGGUCUCUAGCGGCCGACGGCACCCCCGAAUCUUUUUCGUCAUCACUAACUUCAUCCUUGACGUCCUCACCUCCAAAAAAGGGCCGCGUCGAUCAACCGUCUUCCUACCCGCGUCGUAAUCUCGGGUUAUAA
This is a messenger RNA of Belonocnema kinseyi, 828 nucleotides long. Its product is annotated as proline-rich receptor-like protein kinase PERK2. Lineage: Eukaryota; Metazoa; Arthropoda; Insecta; Hymenoptera; Cynipidae. The transcript is spliced from 3 exons. Bases 1 to 828 code for a protein of 275 amino acids. The record is from RefSeq and is a predicted model, not a curated record.